UUUUAUCCUUCAUUCUCUCUCUCUCUCUCUCUCUCUCUCUCUCUCUGUGAAACAACAAUGGCUUGUUGUCCAUGCGCUGCAAAAUCAAUCAAAAAAACUAAACAAAAGGAGGAUCAGAUCAAAGCUAGCUCUGCAGAGAAACCAAAUUUGGAGCAAACAUUAGAUGUUAAAAAGAAGGCGAUAUUGAGUGGUGAAUCUGAAAAACCUACUGCUCAGACAUUUUCAUUUCGGGAACUGGCCGCUGCGACAAAGAACUUUAGAGCUGAUUGUCUAUUGGGUGAGGGAGGAUUUGGUCGAGUUUAUAGAGGAUGGUUGGAGAGUAUUAACCAGGUUGUGGCGAUAAAGCAGCUAGAUCUUAAUGGUUUCCAAGGAAACAGAGAGUUUCUUGUUGAAGUUCUGAUGUUAAGUCUACUUCACCAUCCUAACCUUGUUAGCUUACUUGGAUAUUGUGCGGAUGGUGACCAGAGGCUUUUGGUUUAUGAGUACAUGUCACUAGGAUCAUUGGAAGAUCAUCUUUAUGGUCUAACUCCGGAUAGGAAACGACUUGAUUGGAAUACAAGGAUGAAAAUAGCUGCUAGUGCUGCAAAGGGCUUAGAGUAUUUGCACGAUAAAGCCAACCCUCCAGUGAUAUACCGGGAUUUAAAGUGCUCAAACAUCUUGCUUGGAGAAGGAUAUCACGCGAAGUUAUCUGAUUUUGGAUUGGCAAAGCUUGGACCAGUUGGCGAUAAGACUCAUGUAUCAACUCGAGUGAUGGGGACUUAUGGAUACUGUGCACCCGAGUAUGCGAUGACUGGGCAAUUGACAAUUAAAUCAGAUAUUUACAGCUUUGGAGUUGUACUUUUAGAGAUCAUCACGGGAAGGAGGGCUAUUGAUAAUUCUAGACCUGCGGGAGAGCAGAACCUUGUUGCAUGGGCUCGGCCAUUAUUCAAAGACAGGAAAAAAUUCCCACAGAUGGCUGAUCCGAUACUCCAAGGCCAAUAUCCAACACGAGGCCUAUACCAAGCCCUCGCUGUGUCUGCAAUGUGCGUCCAAGAGCAACCCACAAUGAGACCAAGAAUCGCCGACGUAGUCACGGCCCUCAGCUACCUCGCUUCCCAAAAUUACAAUUACAACCCCGAACCUAAGAGAAAUUCGCCCCAGGCCUCACCGAGCACUCCAAGACCGAAAAGAGAUAACAGCAGGAAACCAGCUGGCGGAUCAUCGAGGAAGUCCACUUCAGAAGAAUAAACCGUUUUGAGUGUACUUUUAUUCGGUGCCUGGUUAUCAAAUUUUGAUCAGCUUUUGGGUAACUGGUGCGUUCCUUCAGAAGGAAGUUCUUUUGUUGUAGUUGUAUAUGUGAGUGGUGGGUCCUGAUGUACCAAUAGGCAUUGAUGCACUAUAUUGGCUGUGAUUCAUUUUGGUUUGAUACAUGAUGGCAUUUUUGUUGUUGUGAAGAAACAUUGUGUGCCGUUGUGUUCUGCUUGUGCUCUAUACUUGCUGGUAUGCAGACUUGUGACAGUUUCAAGAGCUGCACAAGACAUGAAAGGUUUUC
Messenger RNA from Asparagus officinalis (garden asparagus), 1531 nucleotides. RefSeq names its product probable serine/threonine-protein kinase PBL7. NCBI's taxonomy places the organism in Eukaryota, Viridiplantae, Streptophyta, Magnoliopsida, Asparagales, Asparagaceae. The record is from RefSeq and is a predicted model, not a curated record. The transcript is spliced from 5 exons. Gene Ontology annotation, molecular function: protein kinase activity; ATP binding. Gene Ontology annotation, biological process: protein phosphorylation. The coding region runs from base 58 to 1227 and encodes 389 amino acids.